UAAUGACAGUGCACUGAUGAUCUUUGGAUGCCUUGUCUUAAAUUUUAAACCUCUCAAAACCGUCAGAGGAGACUAAGUCGGUCCAACGUUCUGCAAAACAAUUCUAAAUAUACCUUUGCCAUGUGUCUUGAAUACAGACGUCACAAAGCUCGGUCAUGGUGCAGACACUACGAAGCAUGCCCGCAUGCAGGGGACUUGUAAAUCCUUAUAGAGUGGGGUAAACAGUACUCCGCACAACGGAUUGCCUUGUUUAGGCCACUUCUACUAAAUAUAGGGUGACCUGAUCUAUUCGAUCCACCAUUCUUCAAUUUCAAGUUGUACUGCAUAAGAGACAAGCAAUCCUCUGUGACUUGAGCUACUGUCUUGCAUCUUUCAAGUUCAUAGGACAUCGUUCAAUCCAUAAUGGCGUUACGAAUAUCUGGCAGAGCACUUGCUCCAUCAGCCUUGAGAAAUACAACUGUUUUGCCCGCCACUUCGAGGAAGCAAUGGGUUCGACAUUACGCGACACCAGUCAAGGACCAAGAGAACCGAACUGCAAUUGUCACCGGAUCAGCGCGUGGAAUCGGUAAGGCAAUUGCCCUUCGACUAGCACAAGACGGAUAUGAUAUCUGCAUAAACGACAUUCCAGCAAAUGAACCAGGCGCAAAAGAGGUGGUUUCCGAGAUCAAGAAACUGGGCCGAAACGCCUUCAAUUUCUCCGCCGAUGUAUCCAACCUCAAGGAGGUGGAGAAUCUUGUACAGGCCUCGGUUUCGGAGCUUGGCCCAUUGAAUACCAUGAUUUCCAAUGCUGGCAUUGCGCAAGUCAAACCUCUGCUGGAGCUGACUGAACAGGACUUCAAGCGCAUGUUCGAAGUCAAUGUCUAUGGGACGUUCAAUUGCUAUUCAGUUGCUGCAAGGCAAAUGAUCAAGCAAGGAACUGGUGGGAAGCUGCUCGGAGCUGCGAGUAUCGUUGCAUUCAAGCCGUUUGCGCUAUUGUCUCACUAUUCGGCCUCGAAAUGGGCGGUUCGCGGCUUAACGCAGGCAUUCGCUAUGGAGAUGGCUACGCAUAAAAUUACCGUCAACGCUUACGCGCCAGGAAUUGUAGGAACGGCUAUGUGGGAUCUGAUCGAUGAGAAACUCGGCGAAUUGAGCGGUGCAAAGAAGGGCGACACCAUCAAGAAGUACAGCUCUGAGUUGAUUGCUUUGGGGAGAACCAGCGAGCCAGAAGAUGUGGCAAAGACUGUGAGCUUCUUAUCAAGCCCUGAUUCGGAUUACAUGACAGGCCAGACAAUCCUGAUUGACGGCGGGAUCAUUUUCACAUAA
Messenger RNA from Aaosphaeria arxii CBS 175.79, 1302 nucleotides. Its product is annotated as acetoin dehydrogenase-like protein. Lineage: Eukaryota; Fungi; Ascomycota; Dothideomycetes; Pleosporales. The record is from RefSeq and is a predicted model, not a curated record. The coding region runs from base 403 to 1302 and encodes 299 amino acids. Gene Ontology annotation, molecular function: oxidoreductase activity, acting on the CH-OH group of donors, NAD or NADP as acceptor. The transcript is spliced from 3 exons.